Molecule: messenger RNA, 1113 nt
Organism: Suricata suricatta (meerkat)
Lineage: Eukaryota; Metazoa; Chordata; Mammalia; Carnivora; Herpestidae
Gene: GDF3
Product: growth differentiation factor 3
Exons: 2
Coding region: 1-1098 (365 amino acids)
Biological process (GO): BMP signaling pathway; SMAD protein signal transduction
Cellular component (GO): extracellular region
Molecular function (GO): growth factor activity; cytokine activity
Source: RefSeq, a predicted model, not a curated record
AUGAUUUCUUCCCCGACAGUCCUGGCUGUCAGCCUCCUGUUAACUGUGGCUUUGGGCCAGACAUUUCAAUUUCAAGAAUAUGUCUUUCUUGAAUUUCUGGGCUUAGACAAAGUGCCUUCACCCCAGACAUUCCAACCUGUGCCUUCUACCUUGAAGAAAAUUUUCCAGGAUCGAGAGGCAGCAGCCACCACUGGGGAAUCCCACGAUCUGUGCUACAUAAAGGAUCUUAGUAUCCGGGGGAACAUACUCCGACUUCUCCUGGAUCAAGGUCUAUUUCUUUACUCCAAGAAACUUUCCCAGGCCUCUUCUUGUCUCCAGAAGUUCCUCUACUUUAACCUGUCUGCCAUUAAAGACAAGGAGCAGUUAACAAUGGCCCGACUGGACCUGGAUUUGGGGCCCACCACGUACUAUAAGUUGGGACCAGAACUGGACUUGGCUCUGUCCUUCAUUCAGGAGCCUCAUGUGGGGAACCAGCCCAUCCCUCCACCAGGUAAAGUGCUUGUGUUACAGUCAGUACGGUGGCCUCAAGGUGUCAUUCACUUCAACCUGCUAGAUGUGGCGAAGGAUUGGAAUAACAACCCCAAGAAAAACUUAGGUUUGUUGCUAGAGAUACUGGUCAAAGGAAACAGAGACGUUGGGAUGAAUUUUCAGCUUCAGGACACCUGUGCCAGACUGAGACAUUCCCUUCGUGCCUCCCUGCUGGUGGUGACUCUCCACCCUGAGCAGUGUCACUCUUCAUCCCGAAAAAAGAGGGAAGCCAUCCCUGCCCCGAAGGCUUUUUGCAAGAACCUCUGCCAUCGUCACCAGCUAUUCAUCAACUUCCGGGACUUAGGUUGGCACAAGUGGAUUAUCGCUCCCAAAGGGUUCAUGGCAAACUAUUGCCAUGGGGAGUGUCCUUUCUCUCUAACCACCUCCCUCAACAGCUCCAAUUAUGCUUUCUUGCAAGCCCUGAUGCACGCAGUUGACCCAGAGGUCCCCCAGGCGGUCUGCAUCCCCACCAAGCUGUCCCCCAUUUCCAUGCUCUAUCAAGACAAUGAUGACAAUGUCAUUUUACGACAUUAUGAAGACAUGGUGGUUGAUGAAUGUGGCUGUGGGUAGGCUGUCAAAAAUAGA